CUCGCCCCCCCACCUCCCUUUGGGCUGUUCCGGAUGAGACGUCUCCCUCCCUCCGCCCCUCUGAUCCUCUUAUCAGCGAGUAAGCGGCCAAGAUGGAUGUCGUAAACCAGUUGGUGGCCCAAGGGCAGUUCACAGUAGUCAAACAACCUUUGGGAUUUAUAAAAAUUCUACAGUGGAUCUUUGCAAUCUUCGCCUUCUCGACAUGUGGCAGUUACUCUGGCAUGUUCAAGAUGAGCGUGGAGUGUAAAAACCGGUCGGAGAGCGACCUAGGCAUAGAAGUAGAAUUUGAAUAUCCAUUCAGGCUCCAUCAGGUUUACUUUGAUGCCCCCACCUGUAGGGGAGGGAACCCCGAGCGUCUAUUCCUGGUCGGGGACUACUCCUCCUCAGCUGAGUUCUUUGUCACCAUCGGUGUCUUUUCCUUCCUCUACUCCAUGGCAGCGCUCUCUGUAUACUGUUUCAUACUGGAGAAGUACCGUGAAAACAACAAAGGAGCCCAGAUUGACUUCGUUGUGACGGCGGUUUUUGCCUUCAUGUGGCUGGUGUCAUCCUGUGCUUGGGCUAAAGGCCUGUCAGAUGUGAAAACAGCCACUGAUCCAGAGAAGGUCAUCACUCUUAUCUCAGCCUGCGACGAACCAGAGAAUCGCUGCCGUGAGGUCUACGACCCCAAGGUCUCCGGCCUCAACACCUCUGUGGCUUUUGGCUUCAUCAACCUGAUCCUGUGGGUAGGAAACCUGUGGUUCGUGUUCAAGGAGACCGGCUGGAUGGGCGCCUUCGCCGGAACAUACGUCCCAUCACAGGAAAAGCAGCCCGCCCCCGAUUCCUUCGGUCAGGCAGGCUACGGUCAGCAGGACCCCUACGCCGGCUCCCAGGGGGGCUACCAGCCCGACUACGGCCAGCAGGGAGGCUACAACGAGGAUGGAGGUUACAGCCAGGGCUAUGAGCAGCAGCCCACCUCCUACUCUAAUCAAAUGUGAGCUGGUCCAGUCAAACCACAGCUGCAGGAUGGGGUGACCUUGUGAUUUUGGAGUGUGGCUCUCGACCACCACCUGCAUUUCCACACUCCUCUGUUUGUCUGUUUGUUGUAUCUGUUAGUUGACAGGCGGAGGGAGGGAGGCAUGGAGGGCAGAAACUGGUGGGGCCCGUGGGGAGGGGGAACACCACUCUGGAGCAGGAUCUGGGGAUGGGACGGGGGGUAAGGUGGGGAGGGGGAAAUGGGUCUUUGCUGUAACAUGAUGUUUAUUCUCGUGAUGUAUUUAACUGUAGAAGACAACAGAGGAUUGUCUGUUUGGUUAUACGAGAAAAACUUGAAUACAAAUACCAAAACAUUCGUUGAUGAACAUUUAAGAGAAAUCUUGUAACGGAAAAGACUUACAUUUAUGAGAAAAAAAAAUUGUAGUAAUAUUUAACUUGGGAGAAUGUAUUUGUCUGUGCUGUGUAAAUAUCAACAUGCUGAUAUAUAUGAUUAUAUGUACACAGUUGAAUAAUUGUGCACUCCAUAUUAGUUGUUAUACAACAAAUGUUGAGCACAGAGUUAUUCAAUUGCAUUUACUUUGGUUCUGUUUAGGAGCUCACAUAGUUUAGCCUUUGCCCUUCAAUUCCCUUAAAUUAUUCAUACCACAAUGCUGGUUUUAUGUUUUCAUCUCAGAAUCUUGUUUUUUUUUUUUUAAUUUUCUCAUUUGAUGGCAAGGUUUGAAAGGAAAACAGAGGAGAAUUAUUGAUUAAUUGAUAAAUUAUUGAUAUAUAGGAGUGAGCAGAGAAAGAGUCAUUUAUUUUAGGAGCAGUUGAUACCAGUGUGUUAUAAGUAGGUUGUUUCAACUUUAUUUUGUGUUUUUAUAUAUAUUUUUUCCAUCAAACGUCACUGUCGAGAGAGGAUGAACUCUUGUAAUACACAGAACAUUUAAAAUCCUGACAUUCAAAAUCAAAAAACUACAUAGGGUUAAGAAAAUUAGUGAGCAUGGUAGCAUCUUGUAUUUGCUGUGCUCUAUAGUGUGCUAUCAGUAUGAAAAUUGUGAAUCGGAGCAGAGAACAACAGUUUUUAAUAGCAGUGUUCGCUGUGUUCGUUUAUUUGUUCAGAUUUAUGUGAUGGCAUCCAACGAGUUUUGUCAGUGAACCUCGUCCUGUUUCCGAUCGCCUUUUAAUGUGGUCCCGAAAGUUGUAAGACAGAGUCAUAUAGUUUUCUAACCGGUGUUUCUAUCACACUGUAAUCAGUGACAUACCAUACGUACAUUAACAUGAGCUGUAGGUAAAUGAGAUUAAAGUAUAUUAAACCUUAAAGAGCUUGGUUAUGCCAUGGUAAACACAUAUUAUAAAGAGGCGGUCUGAACAGUAUGUCUCCAUAUAUAUACUUCUCCUGCAUCCUCAAUCCGUCUUUAUCUCUUCUCUUUCUGAAGGCAAGCGCAUUUUACUGCAUGCAUCUUACACCUUAUAUCCUAAAGCAUCCCUGAACAUAUUUGAGAGGCUGAGGCUCAAAGCUGCAGGAAAGCAUUAGACUAAACAGUAAUACCGUGGUAUGUUUGUUCCAUCGUAGUGGUUACUGCACAGCACAUACAGCAGCUCUGCUAUAUUCUAUUCAAAGCACAAAGUAAGUGCUGCAAUAAUUACUUCUUUCCAGAUAUAAAUACACCCAUCCUACUGCCAAUCCUCUGUUUGGAUAUACAAGAUCAUGUUUGCCAAAUGGUAAUGAGAUGUGUCUUGAUUGGUAGUUUUGCUUCCACAGUCCUCACCAGAAUCAGUUGUCAUCCAUCUCCAGUAUAUCGAUCCAUUACUCAUUAUUUUUUAAAAAUCAGGGUUCUUUGAUUCAGGCAGUGUAGAAGCACCUGGCUUUCUCUCUUCCUCUAGUCCCCCCCGUUCCCUACACCUCCGUUUUUGUUUUCUCUCUAUCUCUUUCACUGUAGCUCUUAUAAAUAUGCUGAAAUGAAAUAUACUCUGUUGUUAGUGGUGAAUGAUGUCUUGUGGUACUCUCUACGCCUUUGGAUAGUGCUGUGUUUAUUGUGUAUGAUGUAUUCAUAUUAGUAUUUAUGAUAAUGAUAAGUCAGAGAACAAAAAAAAAAUAUCCAAGACUCUCCAGAAUUCUGCUGUAUUCUUAUUAUAUGGGAUCCAUGUGAAACAAAAUGAAAUAAACUUGAAAUUAUUCUGUUGAAGGUUAAAA
Lates calcarifer (barramundi perch) is the source of this 3148-nucleotide messenger RNA. RefSeq names its product synaptophysin. Gene Ontology annotation, cellular component: presynaptic active zone; synaptic vesicle membrane; synaptic vesicle. Lineage: Eukaryota; Metazoa; Chordata; Actinopteri; Centropomidae. Bases 93 to 974 code for a protein of 293 amino acids. The transcript has 7 exons. The record is from RefSeq and is a predicted model, not a curated record.